Hypoxylon trugodes is the source of this 1902-nucleotide messenger RNA. RefSeq lists its product as uncharacterized. The coding region runs from base 182 to 1672 and encodes 496 amino acids. The record is from RefSeq and is a predicted model, not a curated record. The transcript has a single exon. NCBI's taxonomy places the organism in Eukaryota, Fungi, Ascomycota, Sordariomycetes, Xylariales, Hypoxylaceae.
AAUUUUCUUCCCUUCUUUUUUACAUCUUCAUCAACGAAUAGAUACACACACACAAAACACCUUAAUAGAUAUAUCAAAUAUAUAUCUUUUAUCAAAUCCUUUUCUAUAUGUUCCCUCCACUCCGUCAUCUUCCUUAAGCCAAUGAAUAACUAUAUAGCGCUAGAUAUGAAAGCCUCACAUAAUGCAGCCAACAACUUAUCGCAGACUUAUAACGCCAACUCAAGCACCACCGUCAUCAUCAUCUCCACCCCCUAGUCUAUAUGGACCACGGUUCGGAUAUUCGCAGCCCUUAGUAGCACUUCCAGCUGCUUACGGCUAUCUUCCACGCCAAAGAUGGCCCCAAGAGCAUGCUUCAUUGUCGGGCGGCCCUCGUGCUGUUCCCCUACGAAUGCAACGUGCUGCUAUGAACAGUACCGACCAACAUCCCAUGCCCAUUCCUUCACUACAACUAUCAUCAGAUAGACCCUAUUCAGUUCCUAAUCGCCCCAACCAACUUGUCAAUCGUGAAAAUAGUAGCAAUUAUACUCAUCCUCCAAGACCAGCCUCUUCGUCAAUGUUAGAUGACUUUCACUAUUCAGUUUCAACUCGUUCAAGCACACUCUCACAAUACAGAGAAGCUCAAGAGACCGAAACCGAUCUCCCAACAACAGAUAGUGUUGUGCUUGACAAUUCGGCACUACCAGUGAAAUCGUCAAAUUCUACACGCCGAGUUGCCAAACGCGGUUCCAGAACGAAGCUGCCUAACAAGAAUAAUCUAGAAGAAUUAAGUUCAACCAUAUCCCCCUUCGAUCACGGUGUAGAUAUACCAAUAGGGGGUCAAAAGCGAGUGAAUGAGAAUACUACUUUAGGACCUAAUUCCUCUAAGAGGAUCAAAAUCAACGUGUUUCGGGGCCAAUCUCAGGCUGUUACUUCCGAGACUUCUAAAUCAUCAUUAUUAGCCAAUCCCAAAGUUCAAGAGCCACAGUCAAACAAAACUAAUCACAUGAAAACGCCCACUACAGAAGACCGACCCACCACAUUUCUCGGAGAAUUCGACGAUAAUACAACACAGAGUUCAGACAGUGAAGAUGGACUCAACGAGGAUCUACUAACAUCAAAGAAGCGCGAGCAAGCGGAUAGUACCAGGAAAUUAGACCCAUAUGAUAACACAGCGACGGUCAGUCUGAACCAUGGUGCGCCAAAUGCUAAGAGCCAGGCCAACACAGGAGACAUAGACCAUAGUCAAGGGACUGAAGUCAGCGACAUCUCGAGAGGUUCUGGUAGAACACUUGAUAAGUUAAACAUCGAUAAUAGGAAUGCUACGAGUAGGUACUAUCGAUAUGCCGACGCUUCUUCCCAAUGCAAUACACCGUCGGAGGACGUAUCAGGAGUCGCGCAAACCAAAUUCGAAGAGAAGCUCAAAUGCUAUAGUCAAUUGAAAACCAAUUCCAAAGGCGCUUCUAAUGCUCAAGAUAUGGCGCAAGGCAAUCCCAACAAUGAGGAUCUUCACUCUCGAUUUUCAAGAAUAGAUAAAAUGAUCAAUGUCCAAAAAGAAAACGGGAUGGAUGAAUUCAUAAAGAGGAGGCUGAAUACUGGGGAUCCUGACGUGUUAGAGACCCUCACAAGCGAGAUACUCAUAGGUUUGGUUGCUCGCGAUGGCGAAUUAUUUGAACAUUUGUUCAAGAUCGUGUAAGUUGCCCUCGGGGAUUUAGGGAUUGGAAUAUCCGUACAGUGCUAUACUGGCUUUCAAUUUACCGCUAGAUAGAUACCGGGGUAUAGAGAUAAAAGAUAACGGGAUCGAAGAAAUAGAGGUAUUUUCCACCUUCAAAUGAUUAUCCAAGUUAUCACCUAUUAGGUGAGGUGUCAUUCAUGAUAGCUUACUCGCCGGGAUUCAAGACAAUAUCCUUCCUAUCAAUCUCCACC